Molecule: messenger RNA, 650 nt
Organism: Megalobrama amblycephala (Wuchang bream)
Lineage: Eukaryota; Metazoa; Chordata; Actinopteri; Cypriniformes; Xenocyprididae
Product: essential MCU regulator, mitochondrial-like
Exons: 3
Coding region: 25-297 (90 amino acids)
Biological process (GO): mitochondrial calcium ion homeostasis; calcium import into the mitochondrion
Cellular component (GO): uniplex complex; mitochondrial inner membrane
Source: RefSeq, a predicted model, not a curated record
CACACACACACACACACAGUGAUCAUGGCGGCUCGUCGGGUCGUGUCUCUGUCGCUCGGUUCUUUGGCUCCUCGCGCUCGGCUGGUUCGGGCUCAGCAGCAGCAGCAGCGGACCGCAGUGAGCACCACCUCCGGCGCCAUUCUGCCCAAACCCAAGAAAACGGCGUUCGGUCUGGUCCGGAUCAUGAUGGUCGUGGCUCCGUUCCUGUACGUCGGGACGAUGAUCAGCAAGAACUUCGCGGCUCUGCUGGAGGAACACGAUAUAUUCGUACCCGAGGAUGACGACGAUGACGACUGAUCUCAGGUGCUGCUGGAGAUUCGCUCAGUAAACACUGGAGGAUCCGUGUGCAAACACUCAUCCUGGAGGAUACGAUUCAUCUGUCUGUAACUGUGUAUUUAUGAAACGGUUCAAACGCAGCAAUGCUGAAUUACUGAUUCUGUUGAACACUGAUCUAUAAUAGGGAUAUACACACACACUCACGAAUCGAAUCAGUCGAGUGAACGAUUCAACGAAUGUGAACGAGGUUCUGCUGACAAUAAACACAUUUAUAAUGUUUCAAAAGAUUCUAUUUCAAAUAAAUGCUGUUUGUUUGACCUUUAUACUCAUCAAAACAUCCUGAUAAAUAAAAUGUAUGACUGUUUCAACACUGA